Pieris macdunnoughi is the source of this 2409-nucleotide messenger RNA. The record is from the annotation of a GenBank genome assembly. NCBI's taxonomy places the organism in Eukaryota, Metazoa, Arthropoda, Insecta, Lepidoptera, Pieridae.
AUGUUCGGCGGGACGGUUGGAGCGGUCUCGCCGACUGGUGAAGACCUGCUCACCGUCACCGUGGUGCGGGACGAGCAUGGGUACGGCAUGAAAGUUUCCGGUGACAAUCCGGUGUACGUUCAAUCAGUAAAGGAGCACGGUCCUGCGUGGCGGGCGGGGCUUCGGGCCGGCGAUCGCAUACUACGUGUGGACUGUGUGCCCGUUUUGCAUCACACGCACCAGGAAGUCGUACACAUGAUAAAGGAAAACCCGACUAUGGUGGUCUUAACAGUGCAGCAGAGUUCAAGACAUAAAAGACCCAUAACCGCGCCUGUGCCAGUCAAUCCGGAAAAGCAGCGGCAAAUUGAGAAACAAAAGGCUGAAACGGUGCAGCUUAUGUUAGAGAAGGAGCUUAAAUAUAUAAGGGAUUUAAGAAAUGAGCUUCUAAAAGUACCUGACGUCCGCAAACAAGCAGAGUUAGAAUCCGCAGAGCAACGAUGCUUGCAAUUACAGCACAAAAUCGACAGCAUUAUGGCCGGACAGCCGGACGUGGUCGCACCGUCUACGCCGCGGCUCGCCCGUUCGAAAGACACGAACGACAAACCGACCCCGAAUACCGGUUUUCUAAGCGGUUUACCGAGAUCGCUCAGCAAUCUAACCGGGCAGAGUCUCAGGAACCUAAGACAGGCGAGACAGAAUAAGUUCCAGCAGGAGAACCAACCGCCCUUACAUAGGCAGAACUCUGAUGAUGGCAAGAAGAGACACAAUAAUACAGUGCCAAUGGUGCCUACCACUUGUCUGGAUAGUUCGCCGCCUCCGUUACCACCGAGGUCGAUAGAACGGCCGAAGAGGAAUCCACUCACACCGCCUGUUACUACCGCAGCUGAUGGUAUGAAGCAAGCGAACCCACUGGCCAUGCCAAAGCCGGCCUAUUACAAGUACAACCCGUCAGUCCUUCGUGAGGAGUUCCGGCGGUCUUCACAUUCCCUGGACGGCGAGUUAGAUGGACCACAGCCUAACUCCAUCGCGCUACAGAUGAGCUAUCCCCUUGUGAAUUUGCCGCCGCCACCGCUCUUGAAUGACAACCGAAACAGCGUACCAGUAAUGCAUGUAAGGAGUCAGUCUUCACCGGAACAUCUAGACCACGAGUUACCUAGAACGAGUGGUGCAGCUGAAAAAGAGGCGUGGUCACGUGGCACCCCGCCCCCCGGCACUCCUCCUCCGCCCUACCCGCAUUCCACGCAGCCCUGUUCAGAUCCACAAAGAGCUAUAAUAUCAAUGGAAGAAGACGACGUUCCGACAUCUGAGAAUACGACGUACGCGGGAUUAUUUUCUAAUUUGCGGACCGUACGAGAUUCGAAAGCGAGAAUGGCGGUACUUAUCAAUUGGCUGUUGGGCGAGAGACGAUGCCCAUGCGCAAGUCUGGUGCUAGUUCUGACGGACGCGUAUCGUGCGGCGGGAGGUGUACCGGCUGCUACUCUUCGCCGAUGGGCAUAUGAAAUACACUCGGUUUUCCUCAUGCCUAAUGCGGUCUUACAUCUCAAUGGCGUAGAUGAGAACAUGGCUAAUGAAAUAGAACAUGUAUUAGUAAAUGAAUUCGAGAAAGAGGAGAUUCUCCGAAAUGUCUUCCGUAAAGCGCGAAGACAAGCCAAGGACGAAUUGUCGCGGCAGUUGAGCGAAUUUCAACUGAAACGACAACUUGGACUUGCGACGCUCUACGGCCCAGAUGAUGACACUUUGCAGAUGUGUGAUGUGGAUAAGACGCAGGAGGUAGUGGUAGUAGAGCGUAUAAUGUGCAGUCGCCUCCGCGCCGUCUCGCAAGGUGGCGCCGCCGGCCCAUGUGGGAAUACGUCCACGGACGCGCACGCAACAGUGCUCGCUGCGUUGGUUGCCGCAGCGCUGUGUUUGCAUUGCAGGCCGGCAUCCGUAGCGGCUGCAGUGGGUGGGUCGCGUCCCUCCUUCCUACAACGAGACAAACUGUACAAGCAGCGACUAAAGCAGCUAGCGAAACAGCAUCCACAGCCUUUCAUAGUGCGAGGCCACCAUUUGCAGUUGCGCGCUUUAACAUCAGUUGCCCACUGCCAUCACUGUGAUAUGACUAUAGGCGGUCUGGCACCACAAGCUGUUGUAUGCACAGACUGCAAACUCCGAUUACACCGAGAAUGCGUUCGUAAAGUGGAGGAGACAUGUUGUCUCGAUGGCGAACACCACAACAAUCGGAUAUCACGAUUUAUGGAGAGAAUACAUCCCAACAAUAUGCCAAGUCAAGACUCAAGCGAUAGGAAAUCUCGAAAAUCUUCUGGAACGGCGAACUUUCUUAACAUGGAACGCAGUUUUCGGAAGAUGGAAGAUGAGCCAACCUGGGAACAGACCCUCACGCCUACUCACAAUCAAGGUCAGUCUAGGUCAUACAUAAUAACUAUAUUUUAA